CACGAUGUUUAUACCAGCCCCCACCACCGUACAAGGCGACUGUUUUGACCAUCAUGGUGUGGGAGGUGGUGACCAGUGAGCCCAAACAUCAGAGCGGUGGACACACAGCAGUGGUGAUGGAUACAGGUGGAGAACAGUUACCUGAGCUGCUCUGCUGUGAGGAACGCCUCCCCUGCUCCCCCGGCUUCCCCACCAGCGACAGCUACAUGGAGUACGACGACCUGCCGGACCUGCAGGAGGUUCAGGAGGAGGCGGAGCCAGCAGUCUACCAGUUGGACGUGGGUGUGUCCCACCAGCAGCGAUAUACACACACACACCCUCCUGACACACACUGGCUGACACAGCUGGCCCACAUCGCCACCGGGCCUCAGAGCCCCCUGCUGCAGGAGCCGGCCCCCAGCAGCUCCAGCCUCUCCAGCACCAGCAGUAAUCUACAUUCCUACGCUCGGCCUCCCCCCUCUCUCCCCAGCAGCACCCCGUCGCCCCCCAGAGGUCGUGGUAGGGAGCGCCUCCGCACCAGGAGGAGCAGGGAACCAGCGGUGUCCUCCAGAUCCUCUCCGUCUGACGAGGAAGACGUUGGCUGGAGCUUCUCCUGCCCCCCCACCACCUGGCACUGCUUCCUCAAAGGGACUCGUCUGCGUUUCCACAGUGGCUCAAACGUGGACUGGCAGGACGUGGAGGACCUGGACUAUGCUGAGGAAGACUCUGGUGAGGAGGAAGGAUCCAGGUCUCUGAAGGGUUAUGGCCCCGAGGGUCUGCAGCUGGUGGAGCAUUCAGAGACUGUGUUGUCCGGUCAGGCUGUGCUACAGCUGACCUUUGACCCCGGGGCGCUCGGACAAGCUGUCAUGAGCGCUCGCUGCCAACUUGACCACCCCUUCUACGUCAAAAACAAAGGGUGGUCAUCAUUUCACCCGAGCCUGACCGUGGUGCACUAUGGGAUACCGUGCUAUGAAAUGGAGGUGGGUGAUGUGUGCCUUCCUCCAGGACACAGAGAAGCCAAACACACCGACGACUCGCUGGUUUUUGACACAUUUAAGAGUUACGACUUCACUCCUCUGGACUCCUCUGCCGUCUACGUGCUGAGCAGCAUGGCCAGGCGGCGGCGUGCCUCCCAGUCCAGCGGCUCUCCAGACAGAGACACAUUACGAGACGCCCACAGUCCCGGUCCCUCCCCCUCUCCAUGUCUCAAGCCAACCAAAACCCAGCAAGCCAGCGCAGCAGGAAGUAAUAAUGCCCCGCCCACUAAGUGCAAGCGGCCAAUGAACGCCUUCAUGCUGUUCGCCAAGAGGUUCAGGGUGGAGUACACACAGAUGUACCCCGGCAAGGACAACAGGGCGAUCAGCGUCCUCCUUGGGGAGCAGUGGAAGAAACUGCGAAGUGAGGAGAAACGGACGUUCACCGUGCAGGCCAAAGCCCUCGCUGACGAGCAGAAGAGACUCAACCCAGACUGCUGGAAACGCAAACGAACCAACUCUGGUUGUCAGUGAAAUGAAGGCUGCAGAGAAGAAGAGAGAAGACCUGUAGCAACACAGUUUGUAGUGAUGUAAACACAUAUGUAUUACAUCACUACAAAUACUGGACACACACACACACACACACACACACACACACACACACACACACACACACACACACACACACACACACACACACACACACACACACACACACACACACACACACACACACAGCUUCAAUAUCAUAUUUUGCAAACAACAGACUUGCGUUAGGCUCCGAUAGCGAGGGUUAAAUUAAGUGUUUCUAAAUUCUCAAACUUUCAAAAAACAAUAUCAGUUUCAUUGAUUUGAACUAUUUUAAAUCGUUGUCUGUUUAUAGUCAUUAGAACAAGUUAUACAACAUUUUAUAAAAUAUUAUAUUUUAAUGCUAGAGCAUGCUGUCGAUUUUUCUCCAUAGGACAUUUCUAUCCAAAAAUGACGAAGCAGGUUAACCGGGAUUUAUUUAUGACUGGUGUUCAUCUCCAGGGUUUUACGAUGUGUAAAUGUGACAAUUCCUUUCAAAAGAAAAAGAGAGAUUCUGGUCGUUUUCAGUCUCUCAUCAUGUGCUUGAAACAGGGGGAAGGGUGUGGUGCUGAAGCUUUUGGGGUAAAGUAGAACAUGUAGCCAUUUCCACUUAAAUAUAUGUUAUAUAUAUAAUGAAAUAUAAAAAGUGUUUUAUUGCCUGUAUUACUUGCAUUUGCACGCCGUGUAUUGCACAAGACUACAUAUUAUUAUUGACUGUGUAAUUUAUCAGGAAAUAUUUAGUUAUUUAACAAAUGUACGCCACAAAUUAACCUUAUCUUUAAGAAAAAAUCCGGCCUUUUUUAGGGAGGCCUUGCUUCGUUCACCACCUUAACUUACCUUUCAUUUGUAAACAUUUAAAAAGGAAUAAAUAAGUGUUACGUUUUCCCUAAAAGUCGCUCGAGAAAGACAAAACGUGAUUUAAACGAAGCCUACAGCAUACAGUGUUAAAAAGUCAAUAUUUGCCCCUUUUGUACUUGAACCUGUCAUAUCCACGCAUUGUGUGAAGGGGAAGUGCUUGACCAUUUUAAGGAAAUAUAUAAAAAGAGAAUAAAUAUUCCCAGUUUUGUCCUUAUAUUGUUACCGCAUAACGAGGUUAAUUCUUAACGCACUAUAUACACUUUAUCGUAUGUGACUGCUCCAGUAUAUUGUGUAAUACAAAUGUAAAGAUAAUUACAUGAUAAUAUAUAUUUUUGGUUUUGACUUCAUUUGUUGUAUUGAUUAUUGAACUUGAUCAGGGGGUGUCAUAUAAUGUUUCAUAAUAUAAAUAAAUAAAAGCAUGAUGAAUCUGU
Trematomus bernacchii (emerald rockcod) is the source of this 2809-nucleotide messenger RNA. RefSeq names its product HMG box-containing protein 1-like. The transcript is spliced from 13 exons. Gene Ontology annotation, cellular component: nucleus. Lineage: Eukaryota; Metazoa; Chordata; Actinopteri; Perciformes; Nototheniidae. Bases 54 to 1487 code for a protein of 477 amino acids. Gene Ontology annotation, biological process: regulation of transcription by RNA polymerase II. The record is from RefSeq and is a predicted model, not a curated record. Gene Ontology annotation, molecular function: protein binding; DNA-binding transcription factor activity, RNA polymerase II-specific; RNA binding.